GAGUGAAAAAACAGAAAAUGAGAGUCGGGUACGGACUCUCGCUUCUUCUUCGCACUGUAAGAGAGAGAGACAACGGGACACGAAGAAGUGAACGAAGAGCAAGGAACAGAAGCUGAAGCUUAAGCUGAGAUUGGAGUAACGAGAACAAUACGAGAAAGGAAAGGCUUUUUACCUCCAGAAAAAUAAUGCCGCCUCAGUCCCCACCCCCCAAACCCCACAAUUACUACUUCUUCUACGGCCACCGCAAGCCCUCCCAGAACCGUCCCGUCGUCCGCGGUGGCCUAUUCUCCAAUCGCCAAUCCCUCUCCCGGACCCAACCCCAGCCCCAGCCCCAGCCCCAGCCCCAGCCGUUUCAUCUUGAGAACUGGGACCCUCACUCCCUCCUCCACGGAUCCCCCCCGUCCGCUUCUCCUACUUCCCCUCCCCAAAACUUCUUCUCCUCCUCCCUCCGCCUCUCCCCUAUCGCCCGAUUCAUUUCCGACUCCUUCCGCAAGAACCACUUCCGCUGGGGCCCACCCGUCGUCUCCGAGCUCAACAAGCUCCGCCGCGUCACCCCCAGCCUCGUUGCCGAGGUGCUCAAAGUCCAAACCGACCCCACCCUCGCCUCCAAUUUCUUCCAUUGGGCAGGUAAGCAGAAAGGCUUUAAGCAUAAUUUCGCUUCCUACAAUGCUUUUGCCUAUUGUUUAAACCGUAAUAAUCGAUUUCGCGCCGCCGAUCAAUUGCCCGAGUUGAUGGAAUCCCAAGGCAAGCCACCUACCGAGAAACAAUUCGAAAUCUUGAUCAGAAUGCACUCGGAUGCCAAUAGGGGUCUUCGGGUUUACUACAUUCAUCAGAAAAUGAAGAAAUUUGGGGUCAAACCUAGAGUUUUUCUGUACAACAGGAUUAUGGAUGCAUUAGUUAAAACCGAUCAUCUAGAUUUAGCGUUAGCGGUUUAUGAGGACUUCAGGAAUGAUGGUUUGGUUGAAGAGAGUGUUACUUUCAUGAUUUUGAUAAAAGGGUUGUGUAGAGCGGGGCGAAUCAACGAAAUGCUGGAAGUUUUGGGGAGAAUGAGGACCAAUUUGUGCAAGCCGGACGUCUUUGCGUACACAGCCAUGGUGAAGGUUUUGCUUUCAGAGGGGAAUUUGGAUGGCUGUUUGAGCGUUUGGGAGGAAAUGAGGAGGGACAAAGUGGAGCCUGACGUGAUGGCGUAUGCCACUUUGGUUUCAGGAUUGUGCAAAGGUGGGAGGGUGGAGAGAGCGUAUAAGUUUUUCAAGGAGAUGAAGGAGAAGGGCUGUUUGAUUGAUAGAGUGAUAUAUCGGUCUUUGGUUGAGGCAUUUGUGGCAGACGGGAAGAUAGGGUUCGCAUGUGGCUUGUUGAAGGACUUGGUGGAUUCUGGGUAUAGGGCUGAUUUGGAGAUCUAUAAUUCGCUUAUUGAGGGUUUGUGUGGUGUGAAGCAGGUUGAUAAGGCUUACAAGCUUUUGCAAGUCACUGUGCAGGAGGGUCUUGAGCCAGACUUUGCGACUGUGAAUCCUAUGUUGGUAUCAUAUGCUGAGAUGAGAAGGAUGGACCACUUUUGCAAGUUGCUGACUCAAAUGCAGAAAUUAAGAUCUUCUGUCAUCGACGAUCUUUCUAAAUUCUUUACGUUUAUGGUUGCGAAAGCGGAGAGGACGCUGAUGGCAGUAGAAGUGUUUGAAGACUUGAAAGGAAAAGGUUAUUACAGCGUUUCAAUCUAUAAUAUUCUCAUGGAGGCUCUUCACAAGAGUGGGGAGGCCAAAAAGGCAUUAUCACUCUUUGAUGAGAUAAGGGAAUCGACCUUUGAACCUGACUCAUCAACUUACAGUAUUGCAAUUGAGUGCUUUAUUGAGGUUGAUGAUAUUAAAGAGUCAUGUGCAUGUUACAAUAAAAUCACAGAGUUGUCUUCGGUUCCUUCUGUUGCUGCUUAUCGUGCUCUUGCUAAAGGGCUCUGCAAAACUGGAGAAAUUGAUGCAGCUCUGAUGCUUGUUCGUGACUGCUUAGCCAACAUUACAAGUGGCCCUAUGGAGUUCAAGUAUACUCUUACCAUUCUUCAUGCAUGUAAAUCAGGUGAUGCUGAGAUGGUGGUUGAGGUACUGAAUGAAAUGAUGCAACAGAGAUGUCCUCCAGAUGAUGUUAUAUACUCUGCUAUCAUUUCUGGCAUGUGUAAGCAUGGGACUAUAGAAGAGGCAAGGAAAGUUUUCUCGAAUUUGAAAGACCGCAAGCUGUUAACAGAAGCCAAUAUGAUUGUGUACGAUGAAAUACUAGUUGAACAUAUGAAGAAGAAGGCAGCGGACUUGGUGGUGUGUGGAUUGAAGUUUUUUGGUCUAGAGUCCAAGCUGAAAGCAAAGGGUUGUAGAGUGCUGUCAAGUUGAAAAUUUGCACUCAGGCACUCGUUUCAUUGAUUUAUCACUUUGGUAACAAUUAAAAACAAACAUUUAACCGAGAACCCGAGAGAGCUCAACUUUUGAUUUGACUUGCGGUUCUCAAUCAAUAGCAUGAAUGUUAACAGAGCCGAUUAAGUUCGUUUUUGUGGGGCUACUCAUCUGUCAGCGAAUGUAGUUGCUCUACCCGAUUUCCUUCUCUCCAGAAACCAGAAAGUGGCUCUUGGAUUGGAGAAGUUUGAGGGGGCAAAGGCAUGAUUCCCUCUUUUUUUUGGGUGUUUGUUGUUGUGGGGGGAUACCCUUAUGGUCUUUCUAGAUAAGAACUUGGUGGAAGAAAAGAUGGGAUUUCCACGGUGGCUGCAAAUCCUUGUGACAUGAUUUGUAUUUGGUAGAAUCACUUGUGGAAGUUUUACAUCAUCAUGUAUAAAGCUUGCUUCUUCUUGUCAGGACAGAUCGAUUCCUCUACCGAAUGGGAUAGAUUAUAAAGCUCAAAACAACAAUGUCCGUCCUGGCAAAGCGGAAACUACAGGAGAAGCCUCAUCUCCAUUUGGGAUUGAAUUUUUUAUUGAGUUCUUCUACGUACAAGCACGUUGCGCACCAUUUUGGGCACUAUUUGCUGAUGUGGCAUGUAAAAUUAUUUAAAAAAAAAAAACGCAGAAGAAGAUGGAAACGAAAUUAGAACAUGCUUCAGCCAUUUUCAUUUCUGCGACCAGCUCAUCUAUGGAUGUCCUCCACCAUUUUCAUC
Carya illinoinensis is the source of this 3120-nucleotide messenger RNA. RefSeq names its product pentatricopeptide repeat-containing protein At4g20740. The coding region runs from base 186 to 2366 and encodes 726 amino acids. Gene Ontology annotation, molecular function: protein binding. The transcript has a single exon. Lineage: Eukaryota; Viridiplantae; Streptophyta; Magnoliopsida; Fagales; Juglandaceae. The record is from RefSeq and is a predicted model, not a curated record.